Punica granatum (pomegranate) is the source of this 3294-nucleotide messenger RNA. NCBI's taxonomy places the organism in Eukaryota, Viridiplantae, Streptophyta, Magnoliopsida, Myrtales, Lythraceae. The record is from RefSeq and is a predicted model, not a curated record.
ACGGAGCUCAAUUGUGUCUUCUCUCACCUCUUUCUCUCUCCUCACCUCAAACAUUGUCUCUGUGAAGAAGGCACCUGACGGUGAGGAACUGUGUGUAAUUGAGAAUCCGUUCCCUUGCAUUGAUUGAUUGAACGCACCGAAACCAGCUCCCCUUCAGCUCCGGGGAUUGGGAUUUCAAACCAAAUUCGCUGUAAUUCAAUCCCAAUCGGUGGCGGCAACAAAGAUUACUAACCACAAUUAACCCGCAAGGUGGGGUACACUGUUGAAUAAUGGCUGUUCAGGCUCCAUUCAAACCGAGUAUGUCCGACGAUUUCGAUGAUGAGGAUGGUCCAAUGAUUUUCAAGAGGCCCGGCUCAUCAACUAAGCAAAAUGAAUUGAAGGCUGAAUUGAAGAAGCCAUCUUCUCAGAGGCCUGAUGGACAGUCAGGGAGACAUAAUUCGAAUGGUCAGAGCUCCAGUUCUCAUAAAGGUAAUGUUCUGCCAUCAGCAAAGCCAACCUCCAUGAAACCACCGGCAGGAAACUCCACAAGAUCGCCUUUAAUGAGCCCAAAAGCAUCAACUUCAUCUGCAAAGGGGUCUCCUAUGAUGUCAAAAAAACUAUCAACAUCAUUAGAUUCUCAGUCCAGACAAUCAUCUAGACAGAGCACACCUACCAGUGUUAAAGAGGAAUCCGACAAUGAUUCUGAAGAUAAAAAACCACUUAGUUUUAGGAUACAAGGUAACUCCAGUAUCAGCAGCAAAGGUCAAAGUUUGGCCGGUUUGUCUCAGCCACCAAAGAAAAUUGCUGGCAAAGAUUCUGCCGAUAGUUCUGAUGAUGAAAAACCUAUAGCAGCGAGAAUGUCCCAGAAGUCCAACGUUGGGACAUCGGUUAGUAAGCCUCAUGCUUCUGGUGAAAAGAAGUCCGUGCCUUCAAAAACACAGCAAAAUGGGUUUGCCUCAAGAGAAGAUUUGCGGAAAUCUCCAAUUUUGACCAACAAAAGACCACUUGAGAAGACCAGUGCCUCUGAUCAGUCAUUACUUAAAAAGCCAAAAGUUUCCGAUGCAUCCUCUGCAUUAAAAGCUAAACAAUCUGUUAAAGCAGAGUCUGAUGAUGACGAUGAUGACCACACUCCAAUUGCCCAGAGAAUUAAGAAGCCCGCCACGGCUGCAUCUGGGAAUAAGUCGUCGUCCUCUGCGAAGGAAAAGAUAAAACAAGUUGUUUCAACAAAGUUUAAGAAGACUACCAAACAGUCUAAGAAAGUAAUGAAGACGUCAAAAUACUCUAAAUCGACCAGGGUACCACCUGGUUCUGGUGAUGGACAGAAAAAGUGGACUACUUUGGAACACAAUGGUGUCAUUUUUCCACCUCCAUACAAGCCCCAUGGUGUGAAGAUGCUUUAUAAAGGGAAGCCUGUUGACUUGGCCCCCGAACAAGAGGAAGUGGCGACAAUGUUUGCGGUGAUGAAAGAUACGGACUAUAUGCAGAAAGAAAAGUUCAGGGAGAAUUUCUGGAAUGAUUGGAAAAAAAUUCUUGGGAGUAAACAUCUAAUUCAAAAGUUGGAGUAUUGUGAUUUCACUCCAAUAUAUGAUUGGUAUCAACAGGAGAAGGAGAAGAAGAAACAUAUGAGCAAAGAAGAAAAGAAUGCUCUUAAAGAAGAGAAAUUAAAGCAAGAGGAGAAGUAUAUGUGGGCCAUUGUCGAUGGUGUCAAAGAGAAGGUUGGGAACUUCAGAGUUGAGCCACCUGGGUUAUUCCGUGGGCGCGGAGAGCAUCCAAAGAUGGGAAAGCUAAAACGGCGUAUUCGCCCAAGGGAUAUUACAAUUAAUAUUGGAAAGGGUGUUCCAGUUCCGGAAUGUCCUAUCCCUGGUGAAAAAUGGAAAGAAGUAAGACAUGACAACACUGUCACGUGGUUGGCCUUUUGGAAUGAUCCUAUAAAUCAGAGGGAGUUCAAAUAUGUGUUUCUUGCUGCAAGCAGCUCCUUGAAGGGCCAAAGUGAUAAGGAGAAAUAUGAGAAAGCGAGGAUGUUGAAGGAUCACAUACACAAAAUAAGGACAGCUUAUACAAAGAAUUUCACGAGCAAAGAUGCUUCGAAGCGGCAAAUAGCAGUUGCUACUUAUCUGAUAGAUAAGCUGGCUCUGAGGGCUGGAAAUGAGAAGGAUGAUGAUGAGGCAGAAACAGUGGGUUGCUGCACAUUGAAAGUUGAAAAUGUGAAAGCAGUUAGCCCAAACUCAUUGGAGUUCAACUUCCUCGGUAAAGAUUCCAUCAGAUAUGAAAAUACAGUUGAGGUUGAGCUCCCUGUGUACAAGGCAAUUCUGCAGUUUCAAGCAGGGAAGAAGCCUGGUGACCCACUUUUUGAUGAGCUAGAUACCAGUAAACUGAAUGCUCAUUUGAAGGAAUUGAUGCCUGGCCUUACAGCGAAAGUCUUCCGUACCUAUAAUGCUUCUAUUACAUUGGAUGACAUGUUGAAUCGGGAGACAAAAGAAGGAGAUGUUGCAGAGAAAGUUGGAGUAUAUAAUCGUGCAAACAAAGAGGUCGCCAUCAUUUGCAAUCACCAGCGGAGCAUUUCAAAAUCCCAUGCAGCACAAAUGGAGAAGUUGACUGAGAAAAUCAACGAAUUAAAGGACAAUCUUAAAGAGCUGAAAGUAGACUUGGAACGGGCACGCAAAGGAAAACCUCCAUUGAAAGAUGCCGAAGGAAAGCGGAAGAAGAACUUGAGCCCUGAAUCAAUACAGAAGAAGAUAACUCAAAUUGAAGCGAAGAUAGAGAAAAUGGAACGGGAUAAGGACACUAAAGAGGAUCUGAAAACUGUCGCCUUGGGCACUUCGAAGAUCAAUUAUCUCGACCCAAGAAUCACCGUCGCGUGGUGUAAGCGCCAUGAAGUCCCAAUCGAAAAGAUGUUCAACAAGUCUCUGUUGGCGAAGUUCGCCUGGGCGAUGGACGUGGAGCCCAACUUCAGAUUUUAAUAAUACACAUGGCUAGGUCAUUCCCGGUCGAGCCGGUGCAAGGGAAUCUCUUCUUUUUCUUGCUAUUUUAGCGAAAGGAAAAUUUUUUAGUUCUAGGAUGAUGAGGAUUAAAGUCGGAUGCUCAACUAAUCUAAUUGUGGAUGGGGUUUCUUGGGUUCCCCGUGUUCUUUCAUCUCUACCGUCUGUGUUCUUUCGUCUUAUUUGGGGACUCUCAUUCUCAGCGGAGAAUUUGUGUCGGACAUGAUCCUCGGAUACUUCUGUUCUGAACAUUUUAUUUUUCUCUUUUAAUUUAAUGUCGAAAGAAUUACUGAGAAAUGUUCAGUUGGUAAAUGUGAUUAUUUUUUGCUUUGCUGCU